This is a messenger RNA of Protopolystoma xenopodis, 775 nucleotides long. The record is from the annotation of a GenBank genome assembly. NCBI's taxonomy places the organism in Eukaryota, Metazoa, Platyhelminthes, Monogenea, Polystomatidea, Polystomatidae.
CCUGGAAAAUACGGCAAAACAAAUAAUAAAAGACUCUCUACCUAUUAAAUGUCUAGAGGCUGUCAUCCUGGCUAUUUAUUUGACAAGAAGAAAUACUGAUUUACACAGAUUCACGAUAGCAUUUAAAACAGAGUUUAAUGGAACAAAUUUUAGGCACGUAGUUCUUGGCAUACAAAAUCAAAAUAAGUUUGGGGCGCUUGGCAUAAGCAGACGUGCAGAUUUGAUGUUUAAACCUCUUCAAUAUCCGUCGCUAUCUAUACUCUUGGAAGAAUAUAUAAAAGCGUACGAGAAAUAUUUUCAUAAGGUGCUACGUAUAAAAAUUGGGCUUGUUAUUCCCCAUGAACCGCAUAUUUUGGAAGUCAUACGUUGGCGAGGUUUAAUUAUAUCGCCCUCUCGUUUUCGCUCUCGGAUGGAUAUGAAUGAAGUGAUUGAGAGGUACUCGAAAGUGGUAAGUAUCAAGAGAAUUCUAAAAAAUAUAGGAACGGUUUGGUUUUGUUCGCGAACCGGAAACUUCAAUCAAUAUUUUCCGAACUCUAAUGAGCUCAUUGCUAGAUAUCUUGCACUUAACGCAGUAAUAAAGAGAGGUAGCCAUAUAAGCAAAGAAGAAAUUAAAAUACGGAUUCGCACUCCAAUAUAUUCACACAGAAAAGCGAAAAAGAAAACCAUCGUUCUCCCAGAUGUAGUAAAGCCGCAUCAUAAGGGAAACUGUUGCUCAUUUAGAAGCAAUCACUUCGAAUUGGCAGAACCCGAACCAAGCUACAAGAUUCGAGUAUAA